Molecule: messenger RNA, 2777 nt
Organism: Dipodomys ordii (Ord's kangaroo rat)
Lineage: Eukaryota; Metazoa; Chordata; Mammalia; Rodentia; Heteromyidae
Gene: Mcm6
Product: minichromosome maintenance complex component 6
Exons: 15
Biological process (GO): mitotic DNA replication; double-strand break repair via break-induced replication; DNA replication initiation
Cellular component (GO): MCM complex; nucleus
Molecular function (GO): single-stranded DNA binding; ATP binding; single-stranded 3'-5' DNA helicase activity
Source: RefSeq, a predicted model, not a curated record
AAAGCGGCAGCGUCCUAGAAGAAGCGACUCGUGGCGGUGGAAUUUGGCGGCGGCGCUCCUCUAGCCGAAAGCAGCCAUGGACCUCGCGGCGGCAGCGGAGCCGGGUGCCGGCAGCCAGCACCAGGAAGUGCGCGACGAGGUGGCCGAGAAGUGCCAGAAACUGUUCCUGGACUUCUUGGAAGAGUUCCAGGGAAGUGAUGGAGAAAUUAAGUAUCUGCAGUUAGCAGAGGAGCUAAUCCGUCCUGAGAGAAAUACACUGGUUGUAAGUUUUGUAGACCUGGAGCAAUUUAACCAACAAUUGUCCACCACAAUUCAAGAAGAGUUUUACAGAGUCUACCCUUACCUGUGUCGGGCAUUGAAAACCUUCGUCAAAGACCAAAAAGAUAUCCCUCUUGUCAAGGAUUUUUAUGUAGCGUUUCAAGACCUACCUAGCAGACACAAGUAAGAACCCUUUUGAAAGAAAAUAACUCAGCAGAUAGUUUCAGUAUCAUUUAGUAGUCAAAAAACCUCGGGAACUUUGGUGGCUCACAUACAUAUAAUCUUAGCUACUGAGAUCUGAGUAAAAGUUCAGAGGCAGCCUGGCCAGACAAAUCCUUGAGACACUUUAUCUCCAACUAAACAGCAGAAAAGGAAAUUUCUUCUUUGUAUGUUACAGGUUCGUAUUCAAGAGACUCAAGCAGAGCUUCCCCGGGGAAGUGUCCCUCGAAGUUUAGAAGUAAUCUUAAGGGCUGAAGCUGUGGAGUCAGCUCAAGCUGGUGACAAGUGUGACUUUACAGGGACACUGAUUGUUGUGCCUGAUGUCUCCAAGCUUAGCACACCAGGAGCACGUGCAGAAACUAAUUCCCGUGUUAGUGGUGUUGAUGGAUAUGAGACAGAAGGCAUUCGAGGACUCCGGGCCCUUGGUGUUAGGGAUCUUUCUUACAGACUGGUCUUUCUUGCAUGUUGUGUUGCACCAACUAACCCACGGUUUGGAGGGAAAGAGCUCAGAGAUGAAGAACAGACAGCUGAGAGCAUUAAGAACCAAAUGACUGUGAAGGAGUGGGAAAAAGUGUUUGAAAUGAGUCAAGAUAAAAAUCUCUACCACAAUCUUUGCACCAGCUUAUUCCCUACUAUACAUGGCAAUGAUGAAGUAAAACGGGGUGUUCUGCUGAUGCUCUUUGGUGGUGUUCCAAAGACAACAGGGGAAGGGACCUCUCUUCGAGGGGACAUAAAUGUUUGCAUUGUAGGUGACCCAAGUACAGCUAAGAGCCAAUUUCUGAAGCAUGUGGAAGAAUUCAGCCCCAGAGCUGUCUACACCAGUGGCAAAGCAUCCAGUGCUGCUGGUUUAACAGCAGCUGUUGUGAGAGAUGAAGAAUCUCAUGAAUUUGUCAUUGAGGCUGGAGCUUUGAUGCUGGCUGAUAAUGGUGUGUGUUGUAUUGAUGAAUUUGAUAAGAUGGAUGUGCGAGAUCAAGUUGCUAUUCAUGAAGCUAUGGAACAACAGACCAUAUCCAUCACUAAAGCAGGUGUAAAGGCAACUUUGAAUGCCCGGACAUCCAUCUUGGCAGCAGCAAAUCCAGUCAGUGGACACUAUGACAGGUCAAAGUCAUUAAAACAGAAUAUAAAUUUGUCAGCUCCUAUCAUGUCUCGAUUUGAUCUCUUCUUUAUCCUGGUUGAUGAAUGCAAUGAGAAAUGUUUCUCUAGCUUCAUUGCUGUUUUGAAACAGAUUUCCAAAGAGUCACAGGACUUCAUUGUGGAACAGUAUAAACGCCUCCGCCAGAGGGAUGGUUCUGGAGUAACCAAGUCUUCAUGGAGGAUUACAGUGCGACAGCUUGAGAGCAUGAUCCGUCUCUCUGAAGCUAUGGCUCGGAUGCACUGCUGUGAUGAGGUCCAACCUAAGCAUGUGAAGGAAGCCUUUCGGUUACUGAAUAAAUCAAUCAUUCGGGUUGAAACACCUGAUGUCAAUCUAGAUCAAGAGGAAGAGACCCAAAUGGAGGUAGAUGAGGGUCCAGGAGGCAUCAAUGGUCAUGCUGACAGCCCUGCCCCCGUGAAUGGAAUUAAUGGCUACAGCGAAGAUGUACAUCAAGAGUCUGUUCCCAAACCCUCCUUAAGGCUGGGCUUCUCUGAGUAUUGCCGAAUCUCUAACCUUAUUGUGCUACACCUCAGAAAAAUGGAAGAAGAAGAAGAUGAGUCAGCAUUGAAGAGGAGUGAGCUUGUUAACUGGUACUUAAAGGAAAUGGAAUCAGAAAUAGACUCUGAAGAAGAACUUAUAAAUAAAAAGAGAAUCAUAGAGAAAGUCAUUCAUCGACUCACACACUAUGAUCAUGUUCUUAUUGAACUCACACAAGCUGGAUUGAAAGGUGCUAUAGAAGGAAGUGAGAGCUAUGAAGAUCCCUAUUUGGUAGUUAACCCUAACUACUUGCUUGAAGACUGAAAUACUAAAAGUAACUGACAAGAGCCAAGGAGCUUUGGCACAGCUCUUUCUGGCCUGGAACCUGUAUGGAGCUCUGCUAAGAAGUAAAGUGAUGCUUUGGAAUUUGUCCUAAGAAUAACAGUGGAGUCCUAUCUAUCACAUUCCUAUAAUAUGCUUUUAUACCAGCACCAGCUUUAGUGUGUUUCUUGUCCCAAUAAAGUUGGAACUCAGUAAUAAUGUGGUUUCUGUAAGACCUUUGCUUUGUUUUCACAUGUAGGAAAAAGCCUGUUACUUCUAUGGUAUUCAGUAUCUUACCAAUCAAGAAGUUAAGCUUUCUUCAGUUGCUAACUACUGCUUUUAUUCAUUAAAUAAAAUAAUUUGACCUGAA